AUGUUUUUACCCAAAGUCAUUGUUGCUUUUGAACCAGGUGACCUUGAGUUUGAAAUCAUGUCUCCUAAGCCUCGCAAAUUAAAGACCCCACAGGACCCCAAUGUUACCUUUGAGGCAGAACUUAUCGAGUCCAAGGUUAGGUCUAUUGGGGCAUACAUUAGUGGCAUCCUGAAGUCUUGCGGCAUUAAGCAGCGGAAAGGGUGCAUUAUAAGGUCUGUGGCACGUAGGGAAUUCAGCUGUUGUCCCCCAGAAAGACAGAGAAACGCUUACGAACAAGAGGAAGAAGGAGAGGUGGCUGGUGAGGCGUAUGUUCCACAACCAUACGCUCCUCAGGAUGAGGUACAACCACAAACUUAUGCUGAGGAGUUUAUUUCCCUCAACGACCAAGGUAUCCUGUACAAUUUCGAUGACAAUGCGGCCCUUAAUCAGCAAGUACAUCUCUGCUCUGACAACAUCGACAACAUUGUGGCCCGAGCAUAUUUGUACGAGCAUGUUGGUAUGAUCAAAGUUCACUGCCAGGAGUACGAUGAUUCACAUGCCCGGAUUAUGGUUUCGGAAAUCCUGCAAGAGGACGCUGAAAUCCCAGUCCCAAUUGAAGAGUGCAGAUAUGUUAGGGACGUAUACCAGAUGUUCCUUCCUUGGCCUAAACACUUAAUUUUAACAACCGAGGGUCCACUCGCUCAACCGCCCUCAAGACUUGAUGCGUCAAAGGGGAAAGCUCUGAUGCUUUCUCCACAAGGCCGUGGUGCACGGGAAGAUGACUUGUUCACGGAAGAGAAGAUGGCGUUGAUCCCUAAUUCGCUAAAAUGGAUGAUUCAUGAAUUCCUGAGGCUCAAAGAUAAACGUGAUAUAAUCACAAUUCAUGUCCCCCGAGGAUUCAUUGCACCGCGUACCCAGAUCACGUUAUUUGGAGAGGAUUUGCAGCAGGUUGCUACGUGUGACUACAUCGGCAACCAGGGAAUGCUGUUUGGAAUGAUGUAUACUCUUCUUUAAUCUAAUUAACCUUAUAUCAAAUUAUAGUUAAAUUAUUAUAAGACACUAACAAUUUUUUUGGCAGGCACAUAUGGGAGAGCAUCAACGGUCUGAGAAAAAUUUUCAAGUUUUACAACC
Cannabis sativa is the source of this 1110-nucleotide messenger RNA. RefSeq lists its product as uncharacterized. The transcript is spliced from 3 exons. Lineage: Eukaryota; Viridiplantae; Streptophyta; Magnoliopsida; Rosales; Cannabaceae. The record is from RefSeq and is a predicted model, not a curated record. The coding region runs from base 1 to 993 and encodes 330 amino acids.